GCGCAUUCACAGAAUAUUCUGGGUAUUUGCUGACGGCUAGCAUGAAGCGAGGAUAGUUUAAUCAUUGUUUAGCCUGACAUUUAAAAAAAAAUAAUCUACACAAAAAGCGGAACAAUGCCGCUCACACCCCUCGUUUACUGGGCUCAACGCCACGAAGACAUUUACCUGCGAGUGGAGCUGACAGACGCUCAGGAUAUAGAUGUGCAUGUCCAUGAAAACAUCCUUCAGUUUAAAGCCCAGGGCCAUGGUGCGAAAGGACAACAUGAUUAUGAGUUUAGCUUGGAGUUUCUUUCACCAGUAAAGCCAGAGGUGAUCCACAGGUCCACGCAGCGCCAGGUGAGCAUCACGGUGAAGAAAGGGCAGCACGGCUGGUGGGAGAGACUGACGCUGAAGGAGCGCAAACCGGUGUUCCUGGCUCCGGACUUUGACCGCUGGCUGGACGAGUCGGAUGCUGAGAUGGAGAUCCGGGAAAAAGAUGAGAAAAAGAACAGGCUGAAGGCUUCCAGGCAUAAAGAGGAAGAAGGGUUUAUCAGCCUGAAAACAGCCUUCCUGUUUGUCUAUAACCUGGUGCAGUUUCUUGGUUUUUCAUGGAUCUUUGUCAACAUGACCGUGCGGCUCUUCAUCUUUGGCCAAGAUUCUCUCUACGACACAUUUCACACCAUAUCGGACGUGAUGUUCUUCUGCCAGAUCUUGGCUGCAGUCGAAGUCCUCAACGCUGCUUUUGGUGUCGUCCACUCGGGUGUUAUUCCAACUCUUAUACAGGUGGUUGGAAGGAAUUUUGUCCUCUUCAUCAUCUUUGGUAGUUUGGAAGAAAUGCACAACCGGCCUGUUGUGUUCUUCGUCUUCUAUCUGUGGAGUGCCAUUGAGAUUGUGCGGUAUCCAUUUUACAUGCUGGGCUGCUUCAACACAGAGUGGAAAACUCUGACAUGGCUGCGGUACACAAUCUGGAUACCACUGUAUCCAUUAGGUGUUUUAGCAGAAGCUGUUGCUGUAAUACAAUCCAUUCCCAUCUUUGAUGAGACCAAACUCUUCAGCAUUCCUCUCCCGAAAGCCCUCGGUACUUCCAUCAGCUUCUCUUUCGUCCUGUACAUCUAUCUGGUCCUCAUGUUUCUUGGACUGCUUAUCAACUUUCGUCAUCUCUACAAGCAGAGGAAGAGGCGUUUCCGUACCAAGAAGAGGAAAGCUAAUUGAGGUUCAGAACAAACAACACCUCUGCUGCCUGCCUGGUUAAACGGUUUCAAACCAUGUUUCAGGUCAAACUGUUUCUUUGUUAUGAAGACGGUUUCCUUAUCCAUAGUUUUUCUUACUAAAACAGUUGAAUUAGAUUUCACCCUGAACAACCCACAGAUGAUGCAACAUGUCAUCAUUGCACUGACGUCUCAUUUACUGAUUAAUUCCUCUGGUAUUUAAAAAAAAAAAGUUUUGUAGAUUAGUUAAAAGAUGUAAUAAGCCAUAAAAAGUAUACACAUGUGAUUCCAUUUAUUUUCCUUUUGAUAUUGUUGGUGUUUCUUAAUGCAGUGGUAGUCCUCCUGAUGUCGUUUAUAAUAACAAUGUGUGUAUGAAUGAAGAAAGUACAAAGUUCUCAACAAAUACUGUAUUCGUUCUGAAACAUCCCACAAACCUCAGGGACCAUUACACUGGUGACUGCUCAAAUACAGAGGGGCGGUUGUCCCUUUAGCUCAAUAACCUACUCUGUAGAAUUUGUAUUUUGACAAUUAUAUGAAUUUUGAAAGCCAAGUUUGACAUGUUUACUUGACAAUGAAUAAAAGGAAAUUUUAAA
Notothenia coriiceps (black rockcod) is the source of this 1780-nucleotide messenger RNA. RefSeq names its product very-long-chain (3R)-3-hydroxyacyl-CoA dehydratase. The transcript is spliced from 11 exons. The record is from RefSeq and is a predicted model, not a curated record. Gene Ontology annotation, cellular component: endoplasmic reticulum membrane. The coding region runs from base 115 to 1191 and encodes 358 amino acids. Gene Ontology annotation, biological process: sphingolipid biosynthetic process; fatty acid elongation; very long-chain fatty acid biosynthetic process. NCBI's taxonomy places the organism in Eukaryota, Metazoa, Chordata, Actinopteri, Perciformes, Nototheniidae. Gene Ontology annotation, molecular function: 3-hydroxyacyl-CoA dehydratase activity.